Messenger RNA from Micromonas commoda, 1202 nucleotides. RefSeq lists its product with no specific name. The coding region runs from base 220 to 1068 and encodes 282 amino acids. The transcript has a single exon. The record is from RefSeq and is a predicted model, not a curated record. NCBI's taxonomy places the organism in Eukaryota, Viridiplantae, Chlorophyta, Mamiellophyceae, Mamiellales, Mamiellaceae.
GGAUUAUCGGCCGUGGUCCGGAAAGUCGGCCAGGGCACUGGGCACUAAGUGAAGCGCCGACGAAGACCCGACUGGCAUCGGCUGAGGUGUUCAACCUUUGCCGCCUUACAUUUGCGAAUCCAGGGUGCGGCGAGGUGAUAUAACCGCAAAACUCCGCUCUCCUCGUCGCGACAUCUGGCUGACGAAGAUUUCAGGGGGGUCAACACAUUUCACAACAAAAUGUCGGGACCUACUCCCGCGGCUCCCGCGGCACCAGCUCCCGCUGCUCAAGCGGGUGCCAACCGGGGCCAUACGCCUCCCACGGGGCCUCAGGUGGUGAAGAAGGUGGAGACCAAGGUCAAGACCUCGUUCGAGGAUGUGGAGGGGUUGCUGAAUAACCUUCUCAUGCUCACCACCUUCACGCUCGGUUUCUCCAUCUCAUUCUUGGCAGCCUUCGAGUACGGCGCCCUCGCGGAGAUCGACGUGAGGUACUACAAGCUCCAGGUGGAACUCCCGGGGGAGGUGGCGAAGGCGUUCCCAUCCGCGCCGAAGGGAAAGCACAACAUAUUUUCGCCUUCGGGCACCAUCCUCGAGCGUGGCAUGUGGGCAACCACCAUCAUGUCCCUGUCGCUCACCAUCGCUCUCGGCUCGUACGUCUCCAUGUGCGCUUCGGACGCAAGGGAGGAUGAAAAGUUCUUCAAGAAGUGGUACUCCUACUUCAAGUGGAUCAUCAUCUUCGGUUACUUCCUGUACUUUGUGGGUUACAUCUUGUUCUAUUUCAUGUUGUCAGCCGCCGCCAUCGGUCUGUUUCCCAGGUACUGCGACAGCAAGAAGGGCGGCUCGGGAUCCGUCUGGCUCACGGAGAAAAGCUUUACCAAAACCGCAGCUGGCGAGUACGAAAUCGUCGAGGGAUGCCUGACCGAGGGGAUCCGCUAUCCCGUGGAUGCGAUGACGCUGCUGCUCAACAUCAUGAUGCCGACAAUCUUCAUCGCUAUCUUCUUGAUAUCCCUGUGGAUGCACCGCAAGGUUAAAACGAUCCGGGUGGGAGGUUGGACACCUUCGGCGCCGAUGCACGGCCGCUGGAAAUGAUGAGGUUUGGGUGCGGGACGGGUGUCGACGCGAGUGUACAUAACCUAGUUUCAACUCGCCUAGUAGUGUCUAUCGCCGGUGUACAUAAAUGCAUGUCACGGCUUGUAUCAUCUCAGAUCAGCCAAGAGCGCCUU